CCUUAUGACGCAGUUAUUCCGAAACCAAAUGGUAGCUACAGCCACUUUGGCACUGGUCCUAUAUGGCAUUCGUGGAUGUCCAAAAAGCUUAACUUUACUUAUUCCUACCGAUAUGCGAUUCUGAACAAAACGAUGGUUGAGAAAUAUGGCGAGUCGUGCAUCGAUUUUUGUCUUCGUCUAGUGGAAGAUAAUGAAGUUGAUGCGUGCACCACAGGGAUAAUCGCUACCCCGGAAAGAAAAAAGAAUUUGGAUUUUUCUUAUUUCAUUUGGACAGAACGGUACUCCAUGAUUGUACCUACGCCCGAGGAAGAGCCGCGACUCUUUGCUUUCGUUCGGCCAUUUCAGCCAACUGUAAUAGAAAAAAUAUUUUAAAAAAUGAAUGUUAUUAUUUCAUUUGGCAAAUUUGUUGACACAGGUCUGGCUGCUCCUUUUUAUAACCAUAAUCGCGGUGGUGAUCGCAAUGAGCCUUUUUUCGAAAAUCUCAUUAAUCUCCAUCAAGAAAAAUAAUUCCAGAGAUCAACUGAAGUCGAAAUUCAUUAAGAAAUCGAUGACAUUGACCAACUAUGCCAGUUAUUACUUGGUGUAUGUUUUGAACAUCAUAACAAACCAAGGUGGUAACGUUGCUGUGGCCCACUUCUCAUUCCGGAUCCUUGUGGGAGUAUGGAUUCUGAUUGCCACAGUAUUAGUCAAUAGUUAUUCUGGAACUGUCGUCUCAUACCUUACCGUCCCUAAGAUGAAACCGCACAUCAACACAUUUGAAGAUUUGGCCGAUAGCAAAGAUGUCGGAAUUCUUAUUAAGGAAGAUGUUGUCAUUGGUCUCCAGAUCCUAGGAGCCAAAUCAGGAGUUUUAAAAACUUUAGCAGACCAAGCCAGGCGCAAUCCAGCAGAUCGCAUUCUAAAGGAUCAAUCAGAGAUCGACGUUCGUUUAGCAACCGGGCGUUACGCUUAUGCUUUUGUAAGCGUUUCUGUUAAUUUGAUCAAGAUAGCUUUUGAAAUCAAAACACAUUUGUCUUAUAGUUACAAACGUACUGCAAAUUUUUCGUCGCUAACCAACUUAAAAAAGAUGGCAUCUGCCGAUUCAAAGUGACGGAUCCUCUAUCAUUUCAAGCUGGAUUCUGGGUAGUUUUUCUUCAAAAGGACAGCAAAAUCACGGCGAAAAUGAA
Messenger RNA from Daphnia pulicaria, 1163 nucleotides. RefSeq names its product glutamate receptor ionotropic, delta-1-like. Gene Ontology annotation, cellular component: membrane. The record is from RefSeq and is a predicted model, not a curated record. The transcript has 5 exons. Bases 380 to 1087 code for a protein of 235 amino acids. Gene Ontology annotation, molecular function: ligand-gated monoatomic ion channel activity. NCBI's taxonomy places the organism in Eukaryota, Metazoa, Arthropoda, Branchiopoda, Diplostraca, Daphniidae.